UACCAGGAGUUUUCAAUAUUGGUAGUGGCUGUUGAUGGUGGAGGAUGGUGGAGGAAAUACAGUCAUGGAUUUUCCAGGAGAGACGUACUCGUAAAAGAGAUGGCUGCUAGCUAAGAGCACCUGCCUGGUGGGGUGCUGAGCCUUGGAGAAGCCACCUUUGUGGCCGGAAAUCGAGCAGGAACGCAUCUGUCUGGGCCACUCAGAAACACCUUUUCCUAAGAGCUGAUCGGAAGGCGAGUGACAGCCCAUCUGCCCGAAACCCAGAUCUCACCAGCAGCCCUAUAGCUGAGUGGAGCCUGCAGGCCUGACUGGGAGCCUCUCUGGAGACCCCACUCAGGGAGCCUUCCAGAAUGGCUGUCUCGCAGGCCAAACUGAAUGUGGUGGAAAAAACACAUAACAUAUCGAUGGACGAGUGUUUCCAGUCUCAAAGCACCGUCCUGAAGGGGCAGCCCUUUGGAGGUGUCCCCACAGUGCUGUUCAUCAAUGUUUUCUUGUGGCUGGUCAUCAUUGUGGUUUACUCCUUCCUCCGGAAAGCUGCAUGGGACUACGGGCGCCUGGCUCUGCUGAUGCACAAUGACAGCAUGACCUCGCUGAUCUAUGGGGAGCACAGUGAGAAGACUUCUCCCUCGGAUAUCUCCUUGGAGAUGGAAGACAAGGACAAGGGCUUCUAUACCUGGUUCUUCAACACCAUCUCCAUGAAGAACGAAGAUCUAAUCAGCAAGUGCGGAGAUGACGCCCGCAUUUACAUCAUGUUCCAGUACCAUCUCAUCCUCUUCGUCCUCAUCCUCUGCGUCCCCUCCUUGGGCAUCAUUUUGCCCAUCAACUACACUGGAAAAAUUCUGGAAUGGAGCAGUCACUUUGGGCGGACCACCAUCGUCAAUAUCUCCACAGAGAAUAAGAUCCUGUGGCUCCACUGUUUCUUCUCCUUUUUCUACUUCCUCGCCAACAUCAUCUUCAUGGCUCAUCACUGCUUAGGGUUUGUGCCCAAGAGGAGCUACAAGGCCUCAAAGACGCUGAUGAUCGCCUUUGUCCCCAAGGACAUCCAAGACCCAGAAAUCAUCACUAAGCAUUUCCAGGAGGCCUAUCAAGGGUGCGUGGUGACCAGAGUCCACUUCUGCUAUGACGUCAGGACCCUGGUUGACUUGGAUGAUCAGAGACGUCAUGCCAUGCGGGGCCGGCUCUACUACACCGCCAAGGCCAAGAAAAGUGGGAAGGUGAUGAUCAAGAUCCACCCCUGCUCCCGCCUCUGCUUCUGCAAAUGCUGGACCUGCUUCAAAGAGGUUGACGCCGAGCAAUAUUAUAGUGAGCUCGAGGAGCAGCUGACCGACGAGUUCAAUGCUGAGUUCAACCGAGUCCGAAUGAAGCGUCUGGACCUGAUCUUUGUCACCUUCCAGAGCUCCAGGAUGGCAAAGCAAGUCCUGGAUGAUUACAAGUUCAUCCAUUGCGGCAUACCCCCCAAUCAGUCCUCGGUCACCACCGUGGUCAAAUCCCACCAGUGGAGGAUCUCCUUGGCCCCACACCCCAAAGACAUUAUUUGGAAACACCUGUCAGUCCGCCGCUUCACCUGGUGGGCCCGCUUUAUCCUAAUCAACACCUCCCUCUUCUUCCUCUUCUUCUUCCUCACCACACCUGCCAUCAUCAUGAACACCAUCGACAUGUACAACGUCACCCGCCCCAUCGAGAACCUGCAGAGCCCUGUUGUGACCCAGUUCUUCCCCUCACUGCUGCUCUGGGCCUUUACAGUGAUACUGCCUCUGAUUGUCUACUUCUCUGCCUUCCUCGAGGCCCACUGGACCAGAUCAAGUCAGAAUCUGAUCAUAGUGCACAAGUGCUAUAUCUUCCUGGUGUUCAUGGUGGUCAUUCUGCCUUCUAUGGGGUUGACCAGCUUGGAUGUCUUUUUGCGCUGGCUCUUUGACAUCUACUAUCUGGAACAGGCAUCCAUCAGGUUCCAGUGUGUGUUCCUGCCAGACAACGGCGCCUUCUUCGUCAACUACGUCAUCACGGCAGCUUUGAUUGGCACAGGCAUGGAGCUGUUACGCCCGGGGUCUCUCAUACUGUACUGCACCCGCCUCUUUUUCUCCAAGUCGGAGCCAGAGAGAGUCCACAUCAGAAAAGACCACGCCUUGGACUUCCAGUAUGGGCGAGAAUAUGCGUGGAUGAUAAAUGUCUUCAGCGUGGUGAUGGCAUACAGUAUCACCUGCCCUAUCAUUGUGCCUUUUGGCCUGCUCUACCUGUUCAUGAAGCACAUGACGGACCGCUACAACAUGUACUACUCCUACGCGCCCACCAAGCUCAACGAGCAGAUCCACAUGGCUGCAGUCAGCCAGGCCAUCUUUGCACCGCUCCUGAGUCUGUUCUGGAUGCUCUUCUUCUCUGUGCUACGAUUAGGUUCGGCCCAUGUCAUCACCUUCUUUUCCCUGUCCAUCCUCGUCCUUUCCAUGGUAAUUGCCUGCUUUGGCACUCUUCUGGGGAGACUUCGCACGGUGCAUGAACUCGCGCACGAGGAGGAGAGGGAGACUGUGUUUGACAUGGAGCCCAGCAGCACCUCCUCCACGCCCACCUCACUUGUCACCUUGCUGCCGUGGCCCUGGCUGAAGACCUGGGAAGAUCGAGCAAGCAAGAUUUACCGGAGACUCUCUGGGAGGAACUCAGAGAGGAAGAAAAAGCUGUACAUGGCCACCGUGCUGCAAGAGCCAGAGAUGAACCUGACCCCAGCUUCCUCCCAGGCCCGGCUAAGCUACGGCAGCAUGAGCAGACAGCUAGGAGAGGAAGAGGAGGCGAGUGUUGCGUCGUCGGGCUUUGUGAGGGAGCUGGACUCGACCCAGUUCCAGGAAGGGCUGGAACUGGCGCACGAGAGCCAGUACCACUGACCAGGACCCAAGGCCUCCACCUGGCAACUCCAGCUGGGAGCAGCAGCCAGGGGAGGGCCUGGCAGGAGGGCAGCCUCACCUCCUGGCCACUUCCUGCAGACUUUGGGAAGGCCCAAGUGGAGAUGCCUGCUGCCCUGGCUAUCGGCCUGUGGAGGCCCCAACCUGCCGACCUGCUGGGCAGUGCAAAGGGACCCUGGAUGGGUUGAAGGAGACAGGCUGGCACCACGUCUUGGGAAAGGUGGCUGAAGCUCUGGGCGCAGAGACUGAAGGUUGGGGUUCCCACUGGGAUGGAGACAGAGGAGAUAUGCAAAAAGGAGGCGGCAGAAGAGGCCCACCGAAGACUCUGGGGUCUUCGCCACCCUCUACCAGCUGCCCUGCCAAGAAGCUUCCACUGCAGUUGCCGCCCCAACCCACCCUCCUCCCAGUCCAUCCUGCCUCCGCAGUCUGAGGAAGCGAAGGCUCGUGUGCUGGGCCUCAUCGACAGGAGGCCGACGAACACCGUGCCCAGGUUCCCUGCAUGGGCAUCCAUGAAGAGAGAGUUUCUGCAUCGUGCGGGGUGAGGGGUCACUGAGAACACAGACCUGAGAGGAGCUGUCCGAGCCCCUCCUACCCUCCAGCCCUCAUCAGCUGGCCCCAGGAGCAGCAGGGUAGAGGCCCUUCUCCUUCCUAUUCUUGCAAGGGCAGCUGGGACACGGUCACUCGGGCUCAUUAAACGAGACCUGUGUGCAUUUUGAUGAAGGCAACCUCGGCUGGUUAAUAUCAGGUGGGGAGGGGCAGAGGCAGAAUCCUUGGAGGGGGGUCUCUCCCCAAAUCCUGUGUGAAGAGUAUCUAGGUAAACCACCCCAGAGCCUACUGAGAGGACCCCCAAGGCCAAGACUGUGGCCACUGAGAGCCCCUCCUGCCUCAUCCCCUCUGAGUGCCCUGGCCUCCGCUCACCCAGCAAGGCCAAGAGGAGAGGCAGCUGGGGAGAAGUCCAUCCUUCAAACUGAAGGCACUGACCAUUCCUUGGCCUCCAAGCAGGGGCCCUUCUGCUCCUCUCGGGUCCACCCUGCACCCUAGAGUGAAAGCCACUCCAAGUGGCCUCCAGGGUAGUCCUAGCUUAGAACUGGGGUUGCCCUGCGGGACUGAGGGGGCUGUGUCUUCGAUGACGAAACCCUCUCUGCCCUCCCAGAGCUGCCAGCACCUGAGGCCUGAAGGAGCCAAAUCCCGGGUAGGAACAGUGCUGGUGACACCUGGCACCUGUGCUGCAGGCGGGGGUGCAAGCCUCCGCCUCUGGGGACAGACCCCACCAGGACCCCUAGGCAGCCUAGUGGAGGACAGAGAAGGACCAGCAGGAGCUUCCAUGGGCCAGAGCCAGUCCAAUCGAAUGGGGUCCCCAUGCUCUAGGGUUCUCCUGAGCUCCAGAGACCUGGGUCCCUGCAGCCAACCUGCUGAAGGUGGGCCCCCGCCACACCCCUGCACUCACUCACCUGGGCCCGGUCCCUUUUCCACCUCUGCCUGCAUCUCAGCCUCAGACGCUCCAGGCUUCACCCCAGGCAAAAAAUAGCACUUGAGGGGCAAACAGUGCCCUCUCCCAGGUCUUGGCCCAAACUUUGGUGUGAGGGAUCUUUCUUCAGCAGACCUUGGAUUGACUGGGGAGGUGGUCUCUCCCGGUCCUGGUCCAGCUUGGCCCCACAGGACCUCUGCCCUGGCAUCUCACCCACCCACAAGGGGAAGGGUCCUUUCUGGAGCAGAGUGGUCAGGGCCUCAGCGGGGAUCCCUGUGGGAAGGGGGCCGGCUCAGCCCUGCCCAGCCCGCGGUGUGUCACACACUGUAUGUGCUGGGGUGUCUUACCAGAAGCUGGCCUGUGGGCGCUCCUGUGUCGGCCGCCGGUUGCUGCUGCCUGGCCCCCUCUGAUGCGGCCCCCACUGGGCUGUUUCUGCUACUUCUUCUGUCCCUCUCUGCUCCGCUGACCACCUCAGCCUGUGGACGCUGCUUAUGGAGGCCUCCCAGCAGAUAACAUGGCCGCACUAUUGGCGGCUCCUCUCUCUGAAUUUGGGUUAAGUGUAGUCUGGUUCUGAGAAAGCAGAGGUGUCGGCCUGCUUUAGCUCCUCACACACCACAUUCUAGCCUCCAAGUACCUCCCCUCCCUGCUACCAUCCCACCCCAGGCCACCAACCCCUUCCCAGCUGGGCCUGCCUGUCAGGGAACCACCCCCUCUCAGACCUAAUCCUUUCUGGAGGGAGCUGCCCCAGGUGAGGAGGGGAUGGAGUGAUAUUGCCUAGAACCUCCCAGAAGUGCCCCACGGGGCCUGGAGCAGCUCCAUGCCUGCCUGCCUCUUUCUCAGAAGCUUCUGGAAGCAAAGUGCCUAUCAGCAGCAUUGCAUCCUCUGGGGGCCCGGUGGGGGUGUGGACUUCCCUUGGCUACCACCACUAAAGGAAUGUACCAGAAUGCCGAACCUUCUGUUAUUAAUGCUAUGACCGUGCCUUGAAUAAACAAGUCCUCCCAACCUCUGCUCGCUCGAGCCUCUGCAUUUGGACAGGCCCAGCAGGGCCUUCCCUCUGCUUGGAAGGAGGCAGAGCUGCUAAGAGAUGAACCUCCCUGAGGUUAGGGGCUUUGUCCCUUGGGACCAGAGCUGGCCCUUCUGGGAUCCCCUCACCCCUGAGGUCUUCCCUGGCCCCCUCCUGACAGGGCAGACCAGGCAAGUGCUUCCCCAGGUCUGCUGGA
Messenger RNA from Talpa occidentalis (Iberian mole), 5576 nucleotides. It is a transcript of the gene TMEM63C, whose product is annotated as transmembrane protein 63C. NCBI's taxonomy places the organism in Eukaryota, Metazoa, Chordata, Mammalia, Eulipotyphla, Talpidae. Gene Ontology annotation, cellular component: plasma membrane. The record is from RefSeq and is a predicted model, not a curated record. The coding region runs from base 351 to 2870 and encodes 839 amino acids. The transcript has 26 exons. Gene Ontology annotation, molecular function: calcium-activated cation channel activity.